This is a messenger RNA of Adineta ricciae, 786 nucleotides long. Lineage: Eukaryota; Metazoa; Rotifera; Eurotatoria; Adinetida; Adinetidae. The record is from the annotation of a GenBank genome assembly.
AUGAAAAGUAAAGAUACGCAAACAGCUGUAAAAAAUAAAUAUGAAAAUGGUGAUGGUCCAACGAAAAUUUACCGCGAUUUAGGUGGAGUAGUGUCAUUGCGAACAAUUAAAUCAUGGAUUCAAAUGAUCAUCAACACCGGAUCUAUCAAUUUAUCACAUCCUCCCAGUCGUCCUCGUACAGCACGAACAGAAGCCAAUACCUUGAAGGUUAAACGUAGUCUAGCUCAAAAGAAACGAGUUUCAACAAGAUUGUUAGCUGCUAAAAUAAGUAUUUCAGCAACAAGUGCACGACGAAUAUUACGUGAAGAUCUAGGUUGUUUUCCAUAUAAGAAAAUUAAACAAUCAAAAUUGGCUCAUCUUCAAAAAAGGAAGAGGAUUAAAUUUGCCAAUUGGGCGUUAAAUAACUACACCAAAGAGUGGGUGAGGAUGUGGAUGGGUGCAUGUACUGAAGGUCUGACGGUUCCGGUGAUUAUGAAGGAUGGGACGAUAGAUGCAGAAAGAUAUAUCGACGAAGUUCUUCCCAUUGCUUCAAAAUCCUACAAUAAAAUGUUAGGAAACAACUCGACUUAUCAGCAAGAUGUAGCUACACCUCAUACACAUUAUUCAAGUCAAAAAUGGUGUGCUGAUCAUUUUCCAGAUUUUAUUUCGAAGGAUCGUUGGCCUCCAAAUUCGCCUGAAUUAUGUCCAUUGGAUUACAGCUUAUGGAAUGAAUUAGCUGAAUCAAUGGACUGGGAGCACGUAACAACAAAGGAAACAUUGAGAGGCGAAUAUAUAUAUGUAUACUAG